Messenger RNA from Oppiella nova, 812 nucleotides. NCBI's taxonomy places the organism in Eukaryota, Metazoa, Arthropoda, Arachnida, Sarcoptiformes, Oppiidae. The record is from the annotation of a GenBank genome assembly.
GAAGGGAUGUUAGUUGAGCUCAAGUUUCUUAAGCGUCAAGACUUAGUCAACGUUUUGGCCGAUUAUUUCAAGCCCUCCACCGAUCAGAUCCAAAUAAGAGUGACUUUAAAUGUGGACGCAAUGGACAGCUAUGUCUUCUGCAUCGCCAGCAAAAAGAGUGCCCAAAGACUGGCCAAAGAGAUGAAUGAUAUUAAUACAUUUUGUCCGGAGAAGAAGUCGCCGGAAAAGUACGGAGUAAUGGGCGAUAAGUUUGUGUUACUCAACGAAAUAGGAGAAGCGGCCGGUGUUCUGCUCGACGCCAAAGUCAUUUCACUACUUAAGAAAUAUGAGGAAUGCAUUGAUUUCAUACAUUUCACGGAUCAAUAUUCCGGAUACAGAUUAGCCGAAGACACUCAACCCAUUAAACUUCCAGACGUUAAGCGAAUGUUAAUUUUUGCCUUCAAUUUCCCGAGCAAUAGUAGCAAAAACCUGGAUGAGAUUGAAUCGAUGAAACCAUUGCUUCAACUGGUCUUCUACUCGAUCGACAAAGUGAAGAGAUUUCGUCUGUCAAGAGAAGGCAAACUGAAAGCCGAACGCAAUCGACAGCGCGUGGAGGAGAUGUUCCUGAAGACAACACACGCCCAGAGGCAAGAAGUGGCACAACUCAAGAGAGAGGAGAGACGACGGGUCGAGAAGGAGAAGAUGCUCAACGAAGAGGAUCCCGAAAAGCAGAGGAAAUGGGAGGAAAAGGAGUACAAACGGGAGCUCAAGAGAAAGACACCCAAAAUGAAACAAUUGAAGGUUAAGGCCAUGUAAUGGGAGACAACUCGAUG